AUGGAACAGUUCAGGUCUCUGUUUACAGGGAUCAUGCAACUUGUGUUUGUGGAAGGUAUUAGUAUGAUAAAAUCUGCAAGCACUCCCUAGCAGUAGCCGCCUCCAAAGCAAUUCUGACGGAACAUCUAAAUUUCGUCAGUAGUAAAUCAGGUCAAGUUCGUAAAAGAACAGCUCUUGCAGAGCACGAUGUCCAAAAAGCAACGGCGGGAAAGAAGGGUGGAAGGAACAAGUAUAGCUAUCGACCUGCGAGGGGCAAGGCCCAGCCAAGCUCGAGUGCAUCUGCGCAAACAGGGCCUUUGUACUCCGAGAUACACCAUAAAUCCAUUUGAGUUGGUGUUUCUCGUGGAAAGUGUGAAGAGGUGCAAAUCGUGUCAUCUCGAUUUUUGUCAUAGAAAGAAGGUCAUUCCGUUCGAUGUAAUCUUCUCUCACAAAGAGCGAUGGAUGUAUCCCAUCAAUGGAGAUUGGUCGAAUUGCAGGCCAUCUCAACGGGAGACAGUCCGAUAUUAUCAUGCCUCGAUGAAGUGCCUGCUAACAAGAUUUCCAUACUUCACUACCAAUUACAUUAGCAUUUCCAGUGACGUCAAAGAAAGUCUUCGAGACUUUAUCUUACAAACGAGUUUGGGCUAA
This is a messenger RNA of Pocillopora meandrina, 627 nucleotides long. The record is from the annotation of a GenBank genome assembly. NCBI's taxonomy places the organism in Eukaryota, Metazoa, Cnidaria, Anthozoa, Scleractinia, Pocilloporidae.